UUUUUGCAGCCCGUUCGUCACUCACACUCGCUCAGCACAGAUUCAGAGGUGGAGAGCAAAGGGGGGGAGGGAAGGGAAACAGAUUUUUCUUCCUCUCUCGCCAAGAAAGAGACACAAACAAGAAAAAAAGAAGGUAAAAAUAUAGUGUUUAUCUUGAAGGGAGGGGUUGCUCUCAUCAGCGUUGCCUUCUGCACGUGCUCAGCUUUGCACAACUGUGUUUCCAGAUGGAGAGGAUGCAGGGAGAGGGCGACCCCCUGGAGAGACCAAUCCCACUGACCGACAAGGAGAGGCUGAUGGUCCAGGACUCCUGGGCAAAAGUCUACCAGAACUGUGAUGAUGUUGGGGUGGCCAUACUAGUCAGGCUGUUCGUGAACUUCCCCUCGUCCAAGCAGUUCUUCAGCCAGUUCAAGAACAUCGAGGAGCCGGAGGAGCUGGAGAGGAGCAGCCAGCUGAGGAAGCACGCUGGCAGAGUCAUGAGCGCCCUCAACACGCUGGUGGAGAGCCUCGACAACUCAGACAAGGUGGCCUCGGUGCUCAAGCUGGUGGGCAAGGCGCACGCCGUGCGGCACAAGGUGGAGCCUGUGUACUUUAAGAUCCUGAGUGGCGUGAUACUGGAGGUCCUGGGAGAAGAGUUUCCAGCGGUGGUGACGCCGGAGGUGGCCGUGGCGUGGACCAAACUCUUUGCCACAAUCUACUGCAGCAUCACAGCCGUCUAUGAGGAAGUGGGCUGGACGAAGCUGUCAACCUCAACCGGGUGAAGAUUUUAGUCUGGGUUUAUUGAACCAUGAGAGACUUUUAAUGUUUGGCCAAUGGCCUCAUAAGAGAGGGAUUAAUCAACUGUACUGAAUGACGGGAAGCAAUGUAUGUGGGGACCAAUACGAGGAAUACUGUUUAAUGUAGUCUUAGAUAUUCGUGGGCCAUGGGACAUGUACUCUAAAUAUAAACAUGCACUGGAUGGUAUGGAUGGCUAACUGUGUGUGUGUGUGUGUGUGUGUGUGUGUGUGUGUGUGUGUGUGAGAGAGAGAGCGAGGGAGAGCGAAAGGAAAGAAACUGCAAACCUAACAGUGGACAAGAGGUCACAUUUGACUUGGAUGUGCCUUUUACCGAAUGUGUAAAUCUUAAAAAAAAAUCAGCAACAAAACACUGCUGCGUUUAUACGGUUCUUUCUAAAUAUCAUGUGAUGUUUCCCUUUAUCAGCCUGGGCCCACUUGUGUUCGCUUUAUGGGAUAGUCAGAGGACAUUUUUACAUUUUCUAACAGUUAAUUGUGAUGGUUGUAAUUUUUUUUCAUUAUGACUCACCUUUCUAUCUGUAUUCAACACAACUUUGAA
Messenger RNA from Anarrhichthys ocellatus (wolf-eel), 1329 nucleotides. RefSeq names its product cytoglobin-1-like. NCBI's taxonomy places the organism in Eukaryota, Metazoa, Chordata, Actinopteri, Perciformes, Anarhichadidae. The transcript is spliced from 3 exons. Bases 225 to 758 code for a protein of 177 amino acids. Gene Ontology annotation, biological process: oxygen transport. Gene Ontology annotation, molecular function: heme binding; oxygen binding; iron ion binding. The record is from RefSeq and is a predicted model, not a curated record.